Molecule: messenger RNA, 834 nt
Organism: Vittaforma corneae ATCC 50505
Lineage: Eukaryota; Fungi; Microsporidia; Nosematidae
Exons: 1
Coding region: 1-834 (277 amino acids)
Molecular function (GO): protein binding
Source: RefSeq, a predicted model, not a curated record
AUGAAUAUUACACAGACAUACAAGGUAGUCUGCAGCCUGGUUGUACUCGUGGGAGCUACGCUCCGGAGCUCGGGCAAUUGUGCAAACCCAAAUGGCAUUAAGAAUCCCAAUUCAUCUGGGGGUGUUCGCCAAGCAGCUAGUGAAGAUUCUGGAAACCGACAGCAGGCAGUACGCUCUUCGCACUAUAGCUUUGAAGGAUAUUCUGAGAAUGCAACUAAAAUAUCUAUAUCUAGCCAAGGUAUUAGAUUUAUUGGCAGGAAUAUUAAGAGACUAGUGAAACUAGAGAGGCUGGAUCUCAGUAGAAACAAACUCGAGACACUACCACCUGAGAUAGGAGAAUUGAAGAAUCUAAAAAUAUUGUGUCUACAUGGCAACAAGUUAAAGUCAUUACCAGACUCUAUAGGAGAGCUGGAGAAUCUACAGUACUUGGAUCUUAGUGGUAACAAACUUGAAUCAUUACCAGCUGAGAUGAAAAAACUAACUAAUCUCCAGUACCUGGAUCUUAGUAAUAAUAAGUUUGAGACACUGCCGCCUGAUAUGGGGAAGUGGAAGAGUCUACGAAACCUGUAUCUGAAUAAUAACAAAUUUAAAUCACUACCACCUGAGAUAGGAGAGCUGGAGAAUUUACAGGAACUGGAUCUCCAUGGUAACGAAAUUGAAGCAUUGCCGGACACUACAAGAAAGUUAUCAGGUUCACUGAAGUUUCUGGAUUUAAGAGACAAUAGCAUUUCAGAGGAGGGAGAAAGGGGAAGUACUCUGGGUAGGAGGGAGCUGAGAGAUAUAUUUAAGGCCUGUGUCAAGUUUGAUGGGGAUGUCUUACAAGGACCACAGUGA